Molecule: messenger RNA, 837 nt
Organism: Penicillium angulare
Lineage: Eukaryota; Fungi; Ascomycota; Eurotiomycetes; Eurotiales; Aspergillaceae
Product: proteasome regulatory particle base subunit RPN10
Exons: 4
Coding region: 1-837 (278 amino acids)
Biological process (GO): proteasome-mediated ubiquitin-dependent protein catabolic process
Cellular component (GO): proteasome regulatory particle, base subcomplex; nucleus; cytosol
Molecular function (GO): polyubiquitin modification-dependent protein binding
Source: RefSeq, a predicted model, not a curated record
AUGUCCCUCGAAGCUACGAUGAUCAUUGUCGACAACAGCGAAAGCAGUCGCAAUGGAGACUACACAUCAACUCGGUGGCAAGCUCAAGUGGAUGCUGUGAGCAUUAUCCACAGCGUCAAGAUGCGCGUGCACCCGCAGUCAGCCGUCGGUCUGAUGAGCAUGGGCGGCAAGGGUCCCGAAGUUCUAUCAACAUUUACCACGGACUUUGGUGGUAUUCUCGCUGGACUUCAUGACACUAAGAUCCAUGGAACCUCUCAUUUGGGGUCAAGUAUCCAGGUUGCAGGAUUGGCACUGAAGCACCGCUCCGAGAAAUCGCAACGGCAACGAAUUAUCGUAUUUUCUUGCUCCCCGAUCGCGGAAGAUGAAAAGACCCUCGUCAAGCUCGCCAAGAAAAUGAAGAAGAACAACGUCUCGAUCGAUGUGGUGGCAUUCGGAGAUCUGGAAUCCGAUCAAACUAAGAAGCUGGAGGCCUUUGUGGAGAAUGUGAACAGCGGUGACAGCUCUUACUUGGCUAUCAUCCCGCCAGGCCCUCAUCUGCUUAGUGAGGAGCUGCAGGCGACCCCGAUUUUGGCCGGUGAAGAUGCCGGUGCUGCUGCUGCGUCCGGCGGUGAUGGAGGCGAUGCUGGAGGAUUCAACUUCGAGGAUGCUGCGGAGAACGAUCCUGAGUUGGCGUUCGCUUUGCGGUUAUCGCUUGAGGAGGAGAAGAAUCGACAGGAGAAGGAGAAGCGCGAUCGUGAAGACCAGGAGGGUAAGACCGAGCUGGGUGGAAUUCCAGAGGAAGGUCAUGGUGAAUCUAGCGGUGACAAGAAGGAUGAUGACAAGAUGGACACUGCGUAG